AUGACCAAGAUGUUGUCACUCGUCUUACUGUUCGCUUCUUUGUCUCGGGCACAGGAUAACACUCCUCUUCCUUUGCCCUCGCCGACUUCGACGACGUCUGUUACGGUGCCGUGGUCGAGCAUCCCCGUGCCUCCGGCGGCGACAGGAACGGUGUGGUCUUCUACUUCGGCACCUACAUCUGCUCCUGCGGCCUCCGGCGGUAGCGGUGCCGCCACUGGUCAGGGGGCGGUUUGUGGGAAAGGGUUUACGUAUUGUGGGUAUAUCUUGAGGGAUCAUCAAGGCUUCGCCGAAGCAGACAUAGUAAAAUCCUACUGCUCCGCCUCCAAAGAAAACUGCCUCGACGGCAAGACCAAAACCGACCCCAUCCAAGCCCUCUACGUCUGCGUCCCCCCCGACAACUCCACCACCACCUUGUCCCUCACCUCCAACAUCUCCCCCAACUCCAACCCCUACGCUAACUCCGACGACGGCUCCUCCUCCCAUUACUCUUUUCUCAGAUCACUCUUUUCCGGUUUUGGUAGCAACAACAACAAGCUCCACCCCCGCGGCUUCAACAACAAAAAGAGACAAGCCCCCAUCGCCGGCGCAGGCGGCGGCAGCUCCUGCAGCCUGACCGACACCCCGGGCAACAAGAUCGAGCUGCUCUGCAGUUGCGGAGGGACUUGUCUGAAUCCUGACAAGGAUCAUAUCGGGAGGUGUGAUGCUCCGUGUAACUGAUUGAAAAAAAAAAAAAGGACUGGAUAGCAGCAAAAAAGUGAGAGACAGGUUGGACUAACUAGAGACGUUCGUUAACUUACUUUUCGGUGGAGGGGGAGUUAUUUCCUUUGUCAAUAGGUUGGGAUUUGUAUCGCAAGGAAAGUGUAGGGUGAAAGUUUUGUAAUAUGAAUUCACGACGUUCAUUUUUCCCUCUUGACUAACUCCCUGUUCAAAACGCAGUGAUCUGCUAUAAACUAU
Messenger RNA from Podospora pseudocomata, 954 nucleotides. RefSeq lists its product as uncharacterized. The record is from RefSeq and is a predicted model, not a curated record. The transcript is spliced from 2 exons. Bases 1 to 717 code for a protein of 238 amino acids. Lineage: Eukaryota; Fungi; Ascomycota; Sordariomycetes; Sordariales; Podosporaceae.